This is a messenger RNA of Dovyalis caffra, 795 nucleotides long. Lineage: Eukaryota; Viridiplantae; Streptophyta; Magnoliopsida; Malpighiales; Salicaceae. The record is from the annotation of a GenBank genome assembly.
AUGCCCAAGACCCAUUGUCCAGCCACCUCAUUCGAGGCUCAAAAACAAACUAGCCAGAUUCCACGUCGUUCACUCUCACUAGAUCCGCCAUCUUUAAUAUUGGCAAUGACCAUCACCUCCAUCGUCGUCUCUCGCUCAUUUAAACCCGCAUCAAAGCCACCUUUCAUUGGUUUCUCCAAUACCCACAUCCAAUCUUCAAUCAAAAGAGCACCCCAACUUCUCUUUGCUAAAGUUGACAAGACCCUUAAACCAAAGAUUGAGUUUUUUAAAAAUCUGGGUAUUGUUGGUCUGGAGCUAGCUCACCUCAUUUCUAAAAGUUAUGUGAUUUUGAAAGCUAGUUUGGAGAGAAGGAUUGUUCAUUGCAUUGAAAUUUUGAAAGAAGUUUUGGUCAAUGAUGGAGAUGAUAAGGGUUUAGUUAAGGUUUUAUUGAGAUGCAAUCGGAUUAUGGGUAAAGAUCCCAAAUCAUUCUUGUUAUCUAACAUAGCUUUGUUUGAGAGUUAUGGGAUUGUUGGGUCUCAGCUUGCAACAUUGUUGAGGGGAUAUCCGAGGCUUUUUAUUAUGCAAGAAUCAGUGCUUAGAGACCUUCUCUUGAAGCAUGGAAGAAAGAAUUAUUCCUCGAUACCGGAUUGGGAUCUUUUGAAAUCAAACAAACUAUUGAGGAGAGAUCGGAGUUUUCUUAAUGUGUUGUAUUUGUCUGAGAAGGUGUUCCUGGAGAGGUAUGUAUCAAGGUUUAGAGAUGAUGCAGAAGAAUUAUUAGUUGUUUACAAGGGUCACAUUUUGGAUCCUUCCAUCUAA